AUGCUUCAUCUAGACGGCAGCACGCUCGAAGGCGGCGGCCAACUCGUGCGCAUCGCUGCCGCCCUAUCAGCUUUGACCGGAAAACCGCUGAGUAUCAGCCGCAUACGCGCGAACCGAAGCGGCUCCAAGGGGCUGAAGGCCUCUCACUGUGCGGCCAUAAAAUUCUUGCUUGAUGUCUGUGGAGGGACCGCGGUGGGGAACCAGGUUGGACAUCAUGAACUCUCUAUCUACCCAAGGGGACAGGAGACCGGGAGGAGCAGUUUGCAGACCAAGCGGGAAGACAGCAAUGCGAAUUCAGACCUGAGAAAGUCGGCGGCGUCUUUACAGCAGCUAUCACUCACUUCUCUGUACUCGUCACCGCGUGUCACAGUCAAAUCAGAGUAUGACAUACGCCUAUCAACACCGGGCUCGGUCUUCUUAAUAUUCCAAGCGCUCUAUCCGUACCUUUUGUUUGCCGGCGCAUGCACACCGACGACAGAAGCCGAUGCUAGCACUUCAGACACGGCACGGGAGCACCCAAAAGAAAUACGGGUAAAUAUCACAGGCGGCACGCAUGUGUCAUUCUCCCCGUCGUACGAUUAUAUAUCCCAAGUGUUGAUUCCAAAUUUCGCGAAAUUUGGGCUCCCCCCUUUAUCCAUGGAACUGAAGAAACGCGGCUGGGCCACAGGCCAAUGGGUAGAAGUAGGGGCAGUGUCGUUGGUUAUCUCACCCUUAUCGGCAAAUGGGACGCCGCCUAGGUCUGACACUUUAUCAUCACCGUCGCACGACAGUGGCAGAGCUCAGGCCGAAACACACCCUGUAGUAUUCCCAAGCAUCGAGCUGGAUGCGUUUGACAAAGGAUUUAUCACGCAGAUAGAUGUGACAAUCCUCGCACCUGAUACCCUUGCACGGAACCUUCUAAAGGAACUUUCUGCAAAGUCGGCCAAGGGCCGCAACAGGGACAAGAAGUUGCAAAAGAAGGCAGUUCGUUGCCAUGGCGCACCCGGGGUCCGAAAUCCGUAUCGUGAGCAGGAAUCUUCGGAGGACGGAGACGAGUACCUUAGUAACGCCGGGGAUCAAGCAGCGUGUAUGGGUGAUGAUGCCUGUAACAUGAAGCAAGGACCACCUCAAACGGCUCGAGAAUAUAUCCAGCUGGAAACUAUCAGGACGUUAUCCAGAGAGCUCAAUCGCCAGGUCAACAGGGAACAAAGCGUGUUACCAGCCACACCAGAGAUCGACGAUGCAGAGGCCGAUGAGAUGCAGUCACAUCGUAUUAAUAUUGGUGACGUGGUUGUUAAUCUGCAUACAUCAGAGGCAACGUCCCACUACUCACAGACCUAUAUCCUCCUAGUCGCCCACACAUCGACGGGAUUCCGGCUGGGGAGAGACGCACUUUAUUCGUCAUUCCACCAUGGGCCAAGCAGGAGCGAUUCCAAGCCAGGGAAGAAGGCUGGGAAAGGGUCUGCUAGAUCCAGUGCAGACAGUGGGAAGAUCCUUCUGAGAAUGAAGGGCAUGAUUGAUAAAUGCGUGACAGACCUAAUGGAUGAAUUUGAUUGCCAUCCAGGAGACCAGGGGCAGGGCAAACGGAUAAUCAUGCCGAAGAAGGCAGUUGAUGUAUAUAUGAGGGAUCAGCUUGUUGUAUUUGAAGCGCUUGGAAGAUUGACCCAUCCCCGCCCCCAUCUAUCGGCGGGCGGGGAGCAGCGGGACGAGGAGGGAGUUAGCCUUCAUACUCGCACCGCAAAGUGGGUAUGUGAAGAGAUACUUGGAAUUCCAUAAUGGACCAGAGUGUUAGCGCUACUCCGUGGUUAAAAUACUAUCUUCUACCCGCCGCCCCCUAGCGCAUUGGGCUCGAUAGUAUCGAUCAUCACGAGGGAAUCGACAGCAUCUUCACUCACCCACUCAAUCAAUCUGAGAGCAUAUUCCAUCUAAAACUAAAUAGCGUCAACGAUGGGAUCCAUCAGAACGCUUUAGGCCUUGUUUCACCUUGCCAUAGUCGCGCAGCAAUGCAGCCCUAAACAUGCCUAAAACAUGCUUCACAUAUGAUAUUCUGCAGACUACGGAGUAAUCCGUUAUUUUAUUCAGAGCAAGGAGAAGCUCCCCAUUCAUAUUAUUAUAUUUACACAGACCCGGCGAAGCUCAGCUGCAGCUAACAAACCGGACCAGUUAGUGGAUAGGGCCAAGGGUGUGUCGAGCUGUCGGUUCAACGGUCGUCGUGGCGCUCU
Trichophyton rubrum CBS 118892 is the source of this 2201-nucleotide messenger RNA. RefSeq lists its product as uncharacterized. Gene Ontology annotation, molecular function: RNA-3'-phosphate cyclase activity. The transcript has a single exon. Gene Ontology annotation, cellular component: nucleus. The coding region runs from base 1 to 1755 and encodes 584 amino acids. The record is from RefSeq and is a predicted model, not a curated record. Gene Ontology annotation, biological process: RNA processing. NCBI's taxonomy places the organism in Eukaryota, Fungi, Ascomycota, Eurotiomycetes, Onygenales, Arthrodermataceae.